Chroicocephalus ridibundus (black-headed gull) is the source of this 906-nucleotide messenger RNA. RefSeq names its product ribosomal L24 domain containing 1 (gene RSL24D1). Lineage: Eukaryota; Metazoa; Chordata; Aves; Charadriiformes; Laridae. The record is from RefSeq and is a predicted model, not a curated record. The coding region runs from base 79 to 573 and encodes 164 amino acids. Gene Ontology annotation, biological process: ribosomal large subunit biogenesis. The transcript is spliced from 6 exons. Gene Ontology annotation, cellular component: nucleolus.
CCUUCCGGCGGGCGGCGCCGCGCCGCUUCCGGUCAGCUGAGCGCGUCCUUCCGGCGGGGCCCGCGGCGCGGCGGGGCCAUGCGGAUCGAGAAGUGCUACUUCUGCUCGGGGCCCAUCUACCCGGGCCACGGCGUCAUGUUCGUGCGCAACGACUGCAAGAUAUUUAGAUUCUGCAAAUCAAAAUGCCACAGAAACUUCAAAAAGAAGCGAAAUCCCAGAAAGAUGAGAUGGACCAAAGCAUUCCGGAAAGCAGCUGGCAAAGAAUUGACAGUGGAUAAUUCAUUUGAGUUUGAAAAACGUAGAAAUGAACCCGUGAAAUACCAGAGAGAGCUGUGGAACAAGACUGUUGAUGCAAUGAAGAGAGUGGAGGAAAUAAAGCAAAAACGCCAAGCCAGGUUUAUUAUGAACAGAUUAAAGAAGAGCAAAGAGUUGCAGAAGGCAGAAGACAUCAAAGAAGUCAAACAGAAUAUCCACCUUCUUCGUGCCCCACAUGCAGCAGGCACACCGAAACAGCUGGAGGACAAAAUGGUGCAGAAGUUACAAGAGGAUGUGGCUAUGGAAGAAGACUCUUAAAAUGCUUUUAUUUUCUAUUUAUAUCUCUUCAGCAGUUAACAGUUCCUUACUGCCUCACCUGACAUCAUUCAGAACUGUGCUUACAGUUGAAGAAAAAUAUAUUUUAAUGAAUAGUGGUCAUUUACAGUUUGAAUAAUUUUUGGUUUUAUAAAAAAUAAUAAGAUGGAUACUGGUUUGGGCAGUAUUUACAAUUAUGUAAUUUGACAAAACCUUGUCGGCAGGAUUGAGGGUAAGGCAUAUUGUUUGAGGUACUGUGUACUCCUUGGAAAGUUACACUUUCUUUCUGGAUAACUUUUCCCUGAUAAUUCAAGGAAUAAAAGAUGUUGGCCCUGA